GGUGGGCACAGCCUGUUCCGGCUCUCUGCGAUGGAAGUGAAGAUGAUCCACGUGGCCCUGCUGGUCUUUUUCCUGCUCUCGGUUGCCAUGACCAGCUGCUUCUUGUGGCAGUACAGCCUUCCCAAGGUGGAGCCCAGCCCAAUGGUGAUGGAGGUCAAGCCAGAAGCAGUGCAGAUGUGUCCCCGUUACCCAGAUCCUGUACCUCUGGACCACCCAAUCCCAAUCUUGAAGGAUGCUCUGGAAAAGGUGGACAUGCUUCUUCGUCACAAAAUCCACAGCCCUGGAAUGCCGGCCCUCUCAGCCAUAGUCAUCUACAAUGACACGGUACUGUGGACAGGCAACUUUGGGAGACGAAAUGGCUCUGACCCCUUCUCUGGCAUUCCCAACGAAUACACCAUUUAUAGGAUCGCUAGUGUCUCCAAGAUCUUCCCCACCAUCAUGUUGUACAAGCUGUGGGAGGAAGGGAAGGUGACGUCGCUCGAUGACCCUUUAGAACGUUAUGCUCAGAGCUUCACGAUUAAGAACCCUUUGGGACGGCUCAAAGAGUCCGAGCAGAGGCACGCGGCGGACGGACUCAUCUUCCUGGAGAAGGGAUCGCUGCCCCUCAAGCCGUCACCUGUGACACUGCGUAGGAUGGCCAGCCAGCUCUCUGGUUUGCCCAGGAGGCUGCGUUCCACCAGUCUGUUGUGGAAAGGGACCACCCAAGAGGCGUUGGCUCUGUUGAAGGAUGAUGUCCUGGUGGCUGAUCCAGGAACCAGGUGCCAUUACAGCAACUUGGCCUUCUCACUAAUGGCGCAUGUGCUCGCAGAACAUGCCGCUGAGGGGGAGUACCAGCGCUGGGUCUCUGAGAAUAUCCUAGACCGUUUGGGGAUGGAGGACACGGGCUUUGACAUCACGCCUCCCAUACGAUCCCAAAUGGCUGCCGGUUUCUACAGCAGCGGGCAACCUGCUCCCCUCUAUGACCUGGGCUGGUACAGGCCUUCCGGCCAGAUGUACUCCACCGCUGCUGACCUGGCCAAGCUAGCCAUGGUUUUCCUGGGCACUUACCACCGGCGUCUUCUGGAGCCGGACACUGUGAAGACCAUGCUAACACCCCUCUUCAAGUGCUCCAGUGAGUACUUUGCCAACAAGACCGGAACGCCCUGGGAAGUCAAUGAGCAGCUUGGCUAUGACAUCAUCAGGAAGGAUGGUGACUUGGAUGGCUACUCAGCCACCUUCUCCCUGGUGCCCAAGCUCCGCUUGAGCUUCAUCGUGCUGAUGGCCGGUCCCCGCCCUCAGGGAAGAGACAUCGUAGCCCAGGCAUAUGAGUAUCUGAUCCCUGCCAUGGAAUCUGCCUUUCGUGAGGCAGAAAAGAGCCUCAACCCGCCUCCAAGUCCCGCCCCUUAUGUGGGCUACUACACCUACUCCAACCUGACUUUCUAUGAGAUCAAGGUUGGUGCUGGUGGAGUGCUGGUCAUGCAGCAAUUUGGGCCACACAUCGAGGAGCUGAUCCCGGAGAAUUAUCGGACCAUCAAGCUGCACCACCUCGAGGACCGUGUCUUCCAGGUGGUCUUUGAGAAGGAGUUUCCAUGCACCCUGCGCUUAGGCUCAGCCUCUGUUUCCCUUGAGACACAGGAUGGGCAGCUGUUUAACUUCUACCCUUUCGACCGGAAGGGAUUGUCGCCUGGAUUUGAUGCUCCUGGCCUGAACACAUACAAUGUCCUACGCAUCCAGCGCAAGCCCGUGUUCUACAGUUAA
Messenger RNA from Elgaria multicarinata webbii, 1737 nucleotides. It is a transcript of the gene LACTBL1, whose product is annotated as lactamase beta like 1. NCBI's taxonomy places the organism in Eukaryota, Metazoa, Chordata, Lepidosauria, Squamata, Anguidae. The record is from RefSeq and is a predicted model, not a curated record. The coding region runs from base 31 to 1737 and encodes 568 amino acids. The transcript has 6 exons.